UAUCUACAGUAUCCCCCUGCUGGCCCAGGGUGAGAACUUCAGUACAUAACACUUCCUUUGCUACAGAAAAAGGAUAUAUAUUUUUUAACUUCCUUCAGAAGAUGAAGGGGAGAUAUAAAUCCAAAAAUACACAAGUGUUUGUUCUAUGGAAAAGGCCAUUGGCCAGCUCAGGAGCUGGUGAUCUCUGCUGGAUUUCAGAAUGGAUUUAACCUUUGCAGUGGCUUUCUGUAGGACAGUGCAACAGUGAUCGUGACCUUGGAAGGAACACUGGUUGUUUCCCCAGUACCAUUAUACCCAUUUGACUUGCUAAUCUAGCAGCGUCCACAUCAAGGUCUCUGUUGGCUGUUAACGUACCCUACCUUGAAAACGGCAUAUUCUUCUGGAAUGUAGCCACUGUCCAUUUGACUAAAGGAAGAGGCCAAAGUCCUUGGCCCCACCAUGGGUCGCUUAGACGACAAUGCCAAGAAACGGAUUGUGGAGCUGCGCAAAGCUGGCUUGAGUUUCCGCAAGAUCAAAAAGGUGCUAGAACUGGACAACAUCCGGGUCACCCCGCAAGCCAUCUACCUGUUCCUGAAGCGCAAGAACAUUGAGCCCAGCCAGCCCCCACCUGUCUCUUUUCUGCAACCUGCUCUGGAGAACGGAAGCAGGAAGACUCUUGUGGACCAAGCUGGCUGGGAGGACAACCAGCUCUGGAAGUUACUGCAGGAAAACGAGACUGAGCACCAUGGGCAGAGAGAGGCUGCUGGCUCUGUGGCAGGAGUUGGCCCAAGCUAUGAGGUGCCGCCUUGUAACGGCCAUUGUGAUGGCGAGGAGCACAUCAAAAUAAUUAGCGUGACUUCCUUGAGCAAGGAUGGAGGGCCAUUUGGGAAGCAGAGUGCCUCCCAUGAGGGCCUCUCCAGCGGAUCUCAGCUGGGCCAGAAUAUGGGUGACAACUGCCCAGGGCCAAAACCUUCUGUGUCGCCCAGCUGCCUGACUCCAUUUGCACCUACAGUUCCUCAGCAUAAUCUGAAUGGCAAAGGGAAGGCCUUUCUUCCACCUGCCCGGAAUCCUGCCUUGAUUGUGAAGAGGAAGAUCGUAGGCCGCGCCAUCCAUCUCCAGAAAAAGGCAAAUGUACAGAACGGGCAGAAUUCAUCUGGUUCUACACCCAGUUUGCCCUUCAUGAUGAGGGUGCAGCCAACUGGCCAUCCUUCCAGGGGGACAACUCCUCUCCCGAUGGCAUCUUCUGGCUGCUCUGCACAUACUAAAGAUGCCGGUACUCAGACUUGUACAUUUAACCCCACCUACCCUCCAGUUCAUCAGAAUCCUCAGUGGGGAGCUCAGAUGACUACCUCCUUGGUACCUGCUGCCAACCCUCAGCCGCUUGCAGAGAAACUGGAUACAGUGCACACUGAGGUCCAGAAGCUUGCGCAGGCUGUGCAUAUGGUGCUGGAGCGCCAGUGCCGACUGGAGCGCCAACAGGAGCAGCAGCAGCGCUUCCAACAGGAGCUUCUCAUGACGCUGCAGCAGCUCAGCGCCACUGUUGGCCACGGGGCAGUCCCUGCCCAUGCCCCCUGUACUCCUUACAACGUGGCUGACCCCUCGCCACCCUUGCCAAGCUUCAGCCAGUUCAAGAUGGAGCUUAUCUGACCAAGGACUACGGGGAUGGCAGUGGAGGUAAUGAGUGAGUUGUUUUAUGUUCUAAGUGUAGCGUAUUUUUCGCUCUAUAGGACGCACCAGACGAUAAGACGCACCUAAGACGCAAGGAAAAAAAAUUGGGAAUCCCAGAAGCCAGAACAGCAA
This is a messenger RNA of Podarcis muralis (Common wall lizard), 1779 nucleotides long. RefSeq lists its product as uncharacterized. The record is from RefSeq and is a predicted model, not a curated record. Lineage: Eukaryota; Metazoa; Chordata; Lepidosauria; Squamata; Lacertidae.